Colletotrichum karsti is the source of this 1038-nucleotide messenger RNA. Its product is annotated as 26s proteasome regulatory subunit rpn-8. The transcript has 3 exons. Gene Ontology annotation, biological process: proteasome-mediated ubiquitin-dependent protein catabolic process. Gene Ontology annotation, molecular function: protein binding; metallopeptidase activity. Lineage: Eukaryota; Fungi; Ascomycota; Sordariomycetes; Glomerellales; Glomerellaceae. The record is from RefSeq and is a predicted model, not a curated record. Gene Ontology annotation, cellular component: proteasome complex; proteasome regulatory particle. The coding region runs from base 1 to 1038 and encodes 345 amino acids.
AUGCCUGCCACCACCGCAGAGACUCUGUCUCUCGUCACACGGAAUGUCUCCGUUGCCCCUCUCGUGCUUCUUUCCGUCGUCGAUCACUACAACCGGGCGGUAGACAAGGGAUCGAAACGCAGAGUGGUGGGUGUUCUCUUGGGCUCAAACGAUGGCAAGAACGUUCGUGUUUCGAACAGCUUCGCAGUACCCUUCGAGGAGGACGACAAGGACCCCUCAGUCUGGUUCCUGGAUCACAACUAUGUGGAGGGCAUGAACGACAUGUUCAAGAAGGUCAACGCGAGGGAAAAGCUUAUCGGAUGGUACCACUCUGGUCCCAAGCUGCGAGCGUCCGAUCUGGGCAUCAACGAGCUGUUCAAGCGAUACACCCCGAACCCUCUCCUAGUCAUUAUUGAUGUACAACCGAAGGAGGCGGGUGUGCCGACGGAUGCAUACUUCGCCGUGGAGGAGAUCAAGGAUGACGGCACAACUACCUCGAAAACCUUCGUCCACACCCCGUCGAUCAUCGAGGCCGAAGAGGCAGAAGAGAUUGGUGUCGAGCACCUUCUCCGCGACAUUCGCGACGUCGCAGUCGGCACCCUAUCGACCCGGAUAACAAACCAGCUCCAGUCCCUCCAAGGACUGCACCUCCGCCUCCGCGACAUCGGCGCUUACCUGCAGAAGGUUCUUGACGGCCAGCUCCCAGUCAACCAUGCCAUCCUCGGCAACCUCCAAGACGUCUUCAACCUCCUGCCCAACCUGUCGACGCCAAAGGGCGACGGCAAGUCGACCGGCGGCGAGCUCUCCCACGCCAUGAGCAUCAAGACCAACGACCAGCUCAUGGCCAUCUACCUUAGCAGUCUGAUCCGCGCGAUCACCGCCUUCCACGAUCUCAUUGAGAACAAGAUCCAGAACCGCCAGCAGCAGGAGGAGAAGGAAGCCAAGAAGGAAGAGGCGAACGGCAAAGACGAGAAGAAGGAUGACAAGGUGAACGGUGUCAACGGCGACUCUAAGGAGUCCGCGGACAAGGACAAGGAGGCGAAGGAGAAGAAGAAGUAG